AUGGUUAGAGAAACUAAAUUAUACGACUUAUUGGGAGUCUCCCCUUCGGCUUCUGAUACUGAAAUCAAGAAGGCUUACCGUAAGCAAGCCUUGAAGUAUCAUCCAGACAAGCCCACUGGAGACACAGAAAAAUUCAAAGAGAUAAGUGAAGCUUUCGAUAUAUUAUCCAAUGGUGAUAAAAGACAAGUUUAUGAUGAUUAUGGAUUAGAAGCUGCCCGUGGUAAUGCUCCUGCUGGUGGCAGUGGAUUUGGUGGAAUGGGAGGACAAGGAGGGAACCCAUUCGGUGGAGGUUUCCAUAGUGGAGGAUUCAGUCAAAAUGAUGCAUUCAAUAUCUUUUCACAAAUGGGAGGAUUCGGUAUGGACGAUGGUGGUUUUGGUGGUGGCUCACCAUUUGGUGGAAUGGGUGGUAUGCCUGGUGGAAUGGGUGGAAUGCCUGGUGGUUUUGGUGGUGGUAUGGGAGGUGGAAGAAAAAGACCUGAACCUGAUACCGUUACUAUGCCAUUAGCAGUUUCCCUUGAAGACCUCUUCACUGGUGCUACCAAAAAAUUGAAAAUCAACCGUAAAAAUCAAAAUGGUAUAAGAGAAUCCAAGGUUUUGGAAGUAGGUGUCAGACCAGGAUGGAAAGCUGGUACUAAGAUCACUUUCAAGAAUGAAGGUGACUGGCAAUCCGAAUGUCAAGCCCGUCAAACCAUCCAAUUCGUAUUGGAAGAGAAACCUCAUCCUGUAUUCACCAGAGAUGGUAAUGACCUUAAAGUCACCAUCCCAUUAUCAUUCAAAGAAUCAUUAUGUGGAUUUGAUAAAGAAAUCCAAACCAUUGACGGUAGAAGAAUACCUUUGAGUAGAUCCUCUCCAAUCCAACCAACUUCCGUCAAUACUUACCCAGGAUUGGGUAUGCCUAUAAGUAAGACCCCAAGUCAAAGAGGUGAUUUCCACAUAGCUUAUAAAGUGGACUUCCCUCAUAGUUUGACUAUGGAACAAAAACAAAUGAUAAACCAAUAUUUUUAG
Messenger RNA from Yamadazyma jaroonii, 1005 nucleotides. Lineage: Eukaryota; Fungi; Ascomycota; Pichiomycetes; Serinales; Debaryomycetaceae. The record is from the annotation of a GenBank genome assembly.